AUGAUUCCUAUUCAGUCACGUCUCCAUGAGAUGUCGCUUCCAAAGGCGGCAGCUCCUAUCGCCAGCACCGAUCCAGCACAACCCACCUUUGCCUGGAGUGGCAGCGCCUCUUCUUCUAUGUCAAGUCCUUUCGCUCCUCCACCAACUCCUAGUGACUCUCUUCUCGACAUCAACCCACGCAAGUCCUCUUUCUCUAGUGAGAUGGGAGCAGCUUAUGCCUUCCCCUCUUGGCCCAACCGUCCUUCCCUUUCAAGCAACGACACAGCCGACUCCUGUGCUAGCGCCUUCCUCUCUGAUGACGAUCUUCUGUGGAUGCCAGAGAAUUCGGGGGCCGAGAAGGAAGUGGAGGAAGCUAUCAACCAAGAUGCCGCGGCCAUCUCCUCGGUGACUAUGGAACAGCAACUUCAACGCAUGCGCAUUAUCGCCGAACAGCAAGAUCGGGCCAAUUUUCUCGCCAAGGUUGAAGCCCACGCUCGCGCAACCCAAGCUCUCCGUUCAGCAAAGCAGAGCAUUGUGACAGAGCGAGAGACAUCGAAGCGCAAGAAGCGCCGAGUCGUGCCUACUCCCAAACGACGCGCUCACUCAGCAUCCAAGGUGCUCAGUCAGUAA
Molecule: messenger RNA, 609 nt
Organism: Penicillium griseofulvum
Lineage: Eukaryota; Fungi; Ascomycota; Eurotiomycetes; Eurotiales; Aspergillaceae
Exons: 1
Coding region: 1-609 (202 amino acids)
Source: RefSeq, a predicted model, not a curated record